Messenger RNA from Saccoglossus kowalevskii, 1021 nucleotides. RefSeq names its product GRAM domain-containing protein 4-like. Lineage: Eukaryota; Metazoa; Hemichordata; Enteropneusta; Harrimaniidae. Gene Ontology annotation, biological process: apoptotic process; negative regulation of toll-like receptor 9 signaling pathway. The record is from RefSeq and is a predicted model, not a curated record.
UUGCGGAUUAAUAACAUCGCAACGUUGUUGUUGCGCUGAGGGUCAAUAUUUAGAUACAACGUUAUCUGCACAUUAGAAUCACAGACCGAUCGGUUAUCGACCCGUGCAAUUGUUGGACAACGAUAUCAGUGCUAACAUGUCUUUAAGGUCAGCUUUCAAAGCUAAGUUUCAAUCCGAAAAAAGCAAAAGUGAGGAUACAGUGGUUGUUGAUAAAGAUGAAAGUAAAGAUACUUUAUCAACAGAAGAGCAGGCAAGUGCAUCAAGCAAUGACAGCGUUUUGGAUACAAGCACCAUAAGUCAGGAGCUGUACCUGAGUAAGCUUGCAGAGUUGACUGAUUCCUUAAAUGAUGAUGGCACUCACAAAGAUUGGACCACAUCGGAAAGAGAAAUCUACGAAUCUCAGUUAUCUAAUUUACAAGAACAGUUAGUAGCAUCUAUGAUUGAGAACCAAUCAUUAUCGGAGGAUCUCAAAAAAUACAAAGAUACCACAGAAAUGGAUAGACUACAACAAGAAUUGGAGUAUGAAAGAGAAAAAAAUAAAUUGCUCAUUGAAAAGUUUGAUCAACUUGAGCGAAAACCAUCUUCUAGUGGCAGAGUUGGUUUAAAUGAGUUAGCUGAGGGUAGAAGACCAGAAGAUGAUGUUGAUUCUGGUAUUGAAAUAGCAGCAGAUGCAUUACAUUUACCAGCACCAGCUGAAGUUGAAAAAGUAUUGACACACAAGGCAAAGCAGUAUAAAAUAUUAGCUUGGUUGGUGGCGAUGUAUUACGAUUUCGCCUCUGAUUUUACAGAGGAUGACGAGGAAGAAGAAAUGCCACAAGACAAGGAAGGAGAUCCUUUGACGGUCAAAAAAGGCUGGCAUGUGACUCUAAAUAUCUUACCAUACAGCUAUGUAGAAGAGGACAAUGAUAGUGAUAAGGCACUUGGCAUGUCAGAUAAAUUCCAAUUGGUUUUGCAAGUUGCAAGAAAAGUGCAAAAUAUACUUGGACAAAUUGCAGAUGGUUUGGAGAAAGUUAGAAAGUAA